Molecule: messenger RNA, 656 nt
Organism: Pistacia vera
Lineage: Eukaryota; Viridiplantae; Streptophyta; Magnoliopsida; Sapindales; Anacardiaceae
Product: kiwellin-1-like
Exons: 1
Coding region: 20-586 (188 amino acids)
Source: RefSeq, a predicted model, not a curated record
AACAAAACAGAAAUAGAAGAUGAAGAAGCAAGUGUUUUCAAGUGUUCUUGUUGUUUGCUUUCUUUUUCUUGUCAUUAAUUGUUUCAUUGUUGAGGCUCAGACUUGCAAGGCCAGUGGCAAGAUAAGAGGGAAAAAGCCUCCACCAGGACAAUGCAACCAGGAAAAUAACUCCGACUGCUGUAAACAAGGAAAAAUGUACCCUAUUUACAAGUGUUCACCUCCAGUUUCAGGACGUACAAAGGCAACCUUGACACUGAACAGCUUUGAGAAAAAUGGAGAUGGUGGUGCACCAUCAGAAUGUGACAACAAGUACCAUUCCGAUAACGACCCUGUGGUGGCACUUUCAACAGGAUGGUACAAUGGAGGGAGUCGGUGCUUAAAGUAUAUUAACAUCUAUGGUAAUGGAAACAGUGUUAAGGCCAAGGUUGUUGAUGAAUGUGACUCAACAAUGGGAUGUGAUUCUGAUCAUGAUUACCAGCCUCCAUGCCCAUACAAUAUAGUGGAUGCCUCGAAGGCUGUUUGGAAAGCGUUGGGAGUCCCUGAAGAUAACUGGGGUGGAUUAGAUAUCACUUGGUCUGAUGCUUGAUCAGUUUAUGACUAUCCCUGUCAUGUAUAACGGGGCUGGUAAAUUAUGAAAUAGUUAAAAGUUUCUAUGU